AAAACAUACAUAGCAAAACAAAACAGAACUUUAAGCUAAUAAGCUAAGUACCUAGCUAGGUCUCAUUUUCCUCACCUACAAAAUCUCUCAUAUUUCUUAACAUGGAUCAAAAAACUCAAAAUGAAACAGUUACUACACAAUCAACCUUAAACACAGAAACACCAACAACAACAGCUUCAACAUUUAGUACCUUAAAAAAAAACAGUAGUGGUGGAAUUGGAAGCCUCAUAAAACUACUCCCAACAGGAACAGUUUUCUUAUACCAAUUCCUAAACCCUGUUGUUACAAACAGUGGCCACUGCAAAACAAGUAACAAGACACUAACCUCAAUUCUACUUGUAAUAUGUGGUUUCAAUUGUUUAUUUUCAACUUUUACAGAUAGUUAUACAGGAAGUGAUAAAAAAAGACACUAUGGAAUCGUGACGACAAAAGGAUUAUAUCCUUCUCCUGAGUCGAAUACUGUCGAUUUAUCGAAGUAUAGACUUAAGUUUAGUGACUUUGUUCAUGCUGGUUUGUCUUUGCUUAUUUUUGCAUUGCUUGGACUUCUUGAUACAAACACUGUUCAGUGUUUUUAUCCUUCUUUUGAGUCAACUCAGAAACAGCUUCUUCAGAUUCUGCCUCCAGCUAUUGGUGUUAUUGUUGGUUGGGUGUUUAUGGUGUUUCCACAACAAAGACAUGGAAUUGGAUAUCCUGUUAGUACUGAUGAAUCUCAUGAUACUUCUAAAAUAUCGGUUGAUACCGCGGUAUCUCCACAAAAUUCAACAAAUAAUGUUUAGUAACACGUACGGUGCAGUCAGGUGUAGACCGUUAAAUUAACAUGCAACUCGAAUCCGGCUAUACCGUAAAGUCGAUUGUUAAAUUGUGUGUGGUAGAAGUUUUUUAUUGUUCAAAGGUUAAUUAUUUGGAUUUUGUGUUGGUGUGAGUAAUUCUUGUGUCACAAACAAUCAGAAAGAGAUUGGUUUUAGUAUAAA
Messenger RNA from Trifolium pratense (red clover), 971 nucleotides. RefSeq names its product protein DMP2-like. Gene Ontology annotation, biological process: endomembrane system organization. The record is from RefSeq and is a predicted model, not a curated record. NCBI's taxonomy places the organism in Eukaryota, Viridiplantae, Streptophyta, Magnoliopsida, Fabales, Fabaceae. Bases 102 to 776 code for a protein of 224 amino acids. The transcript has a single exon.